AUGUCGAACAAAAUUGUGCCCGCGGUGUACCGGAGCGUGAUCGACGAUGUCAUCGCGAACAUUAAACCCGACUUUGACGAGUACGGCGUUAGCGAGGACGUCCUCGCUGAACUGCAGAGUAAAUGGGAGAAGAAAGUGAUGGAGUCGCGUGUCGCCGACUUCGAUCCGCCAGCUCACCAUCAUCCGGCACCCGCUUACACAGCACCGCCGGCCCCUACACAUCCUUCGCUGCACAAUUACAGCCACUACGCGUUCCCACCUCCGACAGGAAUUCCUGGCGUCAAGUCUGAAACAACGGAAUAUCCGUAUGGUUACGGUCUGCCCCCUCCACGCCCGCCACCCAACUACACCGCAAACAGCGGCAGUAGCGGCGGUCGGAUCCCUCAACUCGAUGGGCCUUCUGGCUCGUAUGUUGACAAGGGGAAAGCCGCACAACGCUUGCGAGGUGGCGCCGGGGAUAUCCCGCAACUUGACGGGAGCUCUUCGGGUUCAUCAGCUUCGCCACCUCCGCCUACGCUUCAUAGCGCGCAUCCUUCUCUGGCGUCCUCUGCACCAGCACCGAGCAACGGCGCUGCGGAUGAUGAGGCGAUCAACAGCGACCUGGACGACAGUGAUACGGAUGGCAACGACGAUGAGGACGAUGGCGGUGUAACUGGCGAUAUAAUGUUCUGUACGUACGACAAGGUGGCGCGUGUAAAGAACAAGUGGAAGUGUGUUCUUAAGGACGGCAUGGUCUCCAUCGACGGCCGCGACUACCUGUUCAGCAAAUGCAACGGGGAGUUCGAGUGGUAG
Molecule: messenger RNA, 792 nt
Organism: Peniophora sp. CBMAI 1063
Lineage: Eukaryota; Fungi; Basidiomycota; Agaricomycetes; Russulales; Peniophoraceae
Source: the annotation of a GenBank genome assembly